This is a messenger RNA of Ipomoea nil (Japanese morning glory), 2626 nucleotides long. RefSeq names its product beta-xylosidase/alpha-L-arabinofuranosidase 2-like. Gene Ontology annotation, biological process: xylan catabolic process; arabinan catabolic process. Gene Ontology annotation, molecular function: alpha-L-arabinofuranosidase activity; xylan 1,4-beta-xylosidase activity. Bases 150 to 2480 code for a protein of 776 amino acids. Gene Ontology annotation, cellular component: plant-type cell wall. NCBI's taxonomy places the organism in Eukaryota, Viridiplantae, Streptophyta, Magnoliopsida, Solanales, Convolvulaceae. The record is from RefSeq and is a predicted model, not a curated record. The transcript has 6 exons.
CUGAGAUAGUCACUGUAAACGGGGGGCCAUGCAAUGAAACUAUCUUGAAUUUAUCCAUCACGGGUUGCUUUUAAGUUUCAAGAGUUUUGCAUUGGUUACUAUAAGAGCUGAGCUAUCGUUAUUUGGUUGUUUUCAUUUUCAUCGUCGUCAUGGGGAGAGCAAUGGGCUCUGUUUUACUAUGUUUCCAUAUUCUGGGCUUGAUUCUCUGCCAUUUUCUCUCCGACCCGAACCUCGUCGUUUCGGCACAGAACUACUCGCCGGUGUUCGCCUGCGACGUCGAUGGGAAUCUGGGGUUGAAGAAUUUCGCCUUCUGUGAUUCGUCCCGGGACGACAAAACCAGGGUGAAGGAUCUGGUGAAGAGGCUAACGUUGCCGGAGAAGAUUUCGUUCUUGGUGAAUAGUGCCGGCAAUGUGAGCAGGCUGGGAAUCCCGAGCUACGAGUGGUGGUCGGAGGCUCUGCACGGCGUCUCCUACACCGGCCCCGGCGUCAAAUUCUCCGGCCCAGUCCCCGGCGCCACCAGCUUCCCUCAGCCUCUCCUCACCGCUGCUUCUUUCAAUGUCACACUGUUUCAGACCAUCGGAAAGGUGGUUUCCACUGAGGCAAGAGCAAUGCACAAUGUUGGCUUGGCAGGGUUGACAUAUUGGUCACCAAACAUCAACAUUUUCCGGGACCCGAGAUGGGGAAGAGGCCAGGAAACGCCGGGAGAAGAUCCGGUGCUCGCCAGCCAGUACGCGGUGGCGUACGUCAAAGGCCUACAACAGAGAGAUGACGGCAACAAGAAGAAGCUCAAAGUUGCUGCUUGCUGCAAACACUAUACAGCCUAUGAUGUGGAUGAUUGGAAAAGCCACGUGAGAUACAAUUUCAAUGCCGUGGUGACAAAGCAAGAUAUGGAGGAUACAUUUCAACCCCCUUUCAAGAAAUGUGUUCUUGAGGGAAAUGUUGCCAGUGUUAUGUGUUCAUACAAUCAGGUUAAUGGCAAGCCAGUCUGCGGUGAUCAUGACCUUCUGGCCGGGGUGAUUAGAGGCAAAUGGAACUUAAAUGGGUACAUAGUUACAGAUUGUGAUUCUUUUAAUGUGAUAUUCAACUCCCAACAUUACACCAAAACACCAGAGGAGACUGCAGCUUUGGGCAUUAAUGCAGGAGUGGACCUGAACUGUGGCCAAUUCCUGGGGAAGUACACUCAGGGAGCUGUGAACCAAGGGCUGGUUAAGGAAUCAGAGAUUAACAGGGCUGUCUCGAACAACGUUGCGACGCUGAUGAGACUAGGAUUCUUCGAUGGCGAUCCAAGAAAGCAGUUGUAUGGAAACCUCGGCCCCAAAGAUGUCUGCACACCCGAUCACCAGGAACUUGCUCGGGAAGCAGCAAGGCAAGGCAUUGUCUUGUUGAAAAACUCUGAGGAUUCACUGCCUUUUUCUGCAGAUUCCAUCAAAUCAUUGGCAGUAAUUGGUCCUAAUGCUGAUGCAACCCAUACUAUGCUUGGAAACUAUGAAGGAAAACCAUGCAAGUAUACGAGUUCAUUACAGGGUCUGAAAGCCAUAGUUCAAACUGUUUAUUACUCCCCCGGCUGUGACAACAUAGCAUGUGGGAAAGCCUUAGUAGAUGAUGCCAAGAAAAUAGCAGCUGCAGCUGAUGCAGUGGUCUUGGUAAUGGGGUCUGAUCAAUCCAUUGAGACAGAAGCCCGCGACAGAAUCAACCUUACUCUUCCUGGACAGCAGUCAUUCGUGGUAUCCGAGGUUGCUAAGGUUUCCAAGGGACCAGUGAUCCUUGUCAUCAUGUCGGGAGGCGGCAUGGAUGUGUCGUUUGCAGUCAAUGAUCCUAAAGUUUCAAGCAUUCUCUGGGUUGGAUUCCCUGGAGAAGCCGGCGGAGCUGCACUUGCAGAUGUUAUAUUUGGAUAUUACAAUCCAUGCGGAAGGCUACCUAUGACCUGGUACCCACAAUCAUAUGCCGACAAGAUUCCGAUGAUUGAUAUGAGAAUGCGGCCGGACCCAAAAACAGGCUAUCCCGGCAGAACAUACCGUUUCUACGCCGGUCCGACGGUGUUCAAAUUCGGCCAUGGAUUGAGCUAUUCCCAGUACAAGCACCAGAUAGUUAAGGCGCCAGAAUCACUCUCCCUCUUCCUCGAACAAGAUCACGUCUGUCACUCAUCCAACUGCAAAUCCGUCGACGCCGCAGACCAAAUCUGCAGCAACUCGCCGGCGUUCGACGUUCACCUGAAAAUCAAGAAUGUGGGGAAAAGAAGCGGAAGCCACACAGUUUUCCUGUUCUCGUCGCCGCCGUCAGUUCACGGCGCGCCGCAGAAACACUUGCUGGGAUUCGAGAAGCUGCAUCUGGGGCCAAAAGAAGAAGGGAUUGCGAGAUUCAGAGUGGAUGUUUGCAAGCAUUUGAGCGUGGUUGAUGAGGGUGGGAAUCGGAAAGUGGCAUUGGGACAUCAUGUUCUUCAUGUCGGGGAUUUGACGCAUUCUUUGACUGUGAGCGUUUGAAGAAAUACUCGCGGUUAAGGAGUCUAAUAAUUAUUGGAAUUGACUAUUGAGAGCAAUUUGUAACAAAUUUUUCACCUUCUUUUUGAUUUAGUACUCUUGUUCAAGGGUCAAUCUUGAAUGAGCAAUGACAUCGUAUUUGAAUGCAA